UGUCAGCAUGUUGAGACUCGAGAGAAGGCCGGGAAGAAGGGCGUAGCGCUAGGAGCUUGGUAGAGAGGAAGCAAUGUCGAUCUAGGGCAUUGGCGUUUCAGAGCAGUUGGGCGAAGGCUGAAAGCGCUGCAGCAGGACGGAUUUUUGGAGCGUCGUGACAGGCGCCCUCAUUUGUAGUCAUCUGCUGGAAGGAGUCGCUAAGGAAGUCAGCCUUUUCGUUUAGAGGACCCCUUCAUUCUGAACAGCAUUGAAGUGGAGGAGGUCACAGGGAGUCAGCAGAUGGUGUAGUGCUUGCUAUGUAGGUAUUUAGGGGUUUGAGAGAUGGCCGUCCACUUCAAGUUCAAGAGUGCCCGGGAAUUCGAUAAACUGGACAUCGAAGGACCAUUCAUCACUGUGUCCUCCUUGAAAGACAAGAUAAUUGAAGCAAAAAGUCUGGGAAAGGGUGCUGACUUCGAUCUUGUUCUGACCAACAAUCAAACCGGGGAAGAGUACAUCGACGAAGGUUUUCUGGUUCCAAAGAAUACGUCCAUCAUUGUUAAAAGGGUCCCUGCAACGCGGCCAAGGGCGACUUUGCAGGCUGUUCGGAAAACAGAAACCGGAGGGACAAAUGCGCCAGAUUUUCAGAACACUGAAAACAAACCCGGUCAGGUGCUUCAGGUGGAUGACUUUGGCGCCGACUUGGCUCCACAGGCAGGGGUCGCUCAAGCCAACGCUGAUGAGGAGUCGAAGUUGCAAGCUGCGGUGAUUGGAACAGCAACAGAUUGGCAGCAGCAAAAUCAGCAAGUUCCUGGUAGAGGUGGACGUGGCUUUGGACGAGGCACCUUUGCUGGCAGAGGUGCUGGGGGACGAGGUGGAUACAACCCUACGUAUUCUCGGGGGCCUCCCCCGCCCGGUUACGUCUGCCACAGAUGCGGCAUCAAGGGGCACUGGAUUCAGGAGUGCCCUACGAAUGGCGACCCCGACCUCGACAAUAAGCGGAGGGCUCUGAAGCCUCCCGUAGGGAUUCCCAAGAGCAUGUUGGCGACCGCCGAGGAGGGUAGCUACCUGCUUCCGAGCGGGGAGUUUGCAAAGCUCCGUCCAGACGAGUUCGAGUUUGCGAAGCAUGCUGCGAGGCUGAUGGCGAACCGGCCAACAGUCCGCGCAAUUCCCCCCGAGUUCCAGUGUCCCCUCUGUGGCGGCUUGUUCAGGGAUGCCGUCAUAGUCCCUUGCUGCAGCGAGAGCUUUUGCGACCAAUGCAUCCGUGAUGAGCUCGCGAAGAACGGAAAGUGCCCCAGCUGUGGAUCGGACCAGAUCACGAAUGACGACCUCCUUGCCAAUAAGAAUCUCAGGAAGCAGAUUGAGCGCUUCAAGAGCGAGCAGCAGGCCACAGCUACCACUAGCAGCGCAGACAAGCAAGCGGCAGGCGUGGACGUCAGCGUCGCCCAGAGUGCGCCCAAGUCGCCCAGCCCCCUGCCCCGUCUCCCCGAAGAUCUGCAGACCCGCAACUCCAGUGGUGCUGAGAGCUCGGCCCAUGUCAUGGCCGCAGACUUGCAAGAGAAGGCCGGAGGACAGUCUAAAGCAGACGGUUCUGAGAGGGUACUUUCUGAUAGGGCAGCUGGCGGGGUAGAAGUAGGAUCAGAGGCAGUAAAGGCGCACGAGCGCGCUCGCUCUCCCCUGUCUGAAUCUGAACUGCAAAGGGCCCGCUUUUCCGGAGGGCCACCCUUGCAUAAGGAAAUGGCAGAUGCUAUGGUCGCCAGGGCAGGCGAUUGGUCAGAUAUGACUGGCGGCGCAGGCGGUCUACCCUAUGGAGGAGUGGCCAUUAACAAGGCAAGGAUGAAGGAGCUCCAGGAGCAGCACCGGUGCCUCAUCUGCGGGUCGCCCGACCACCUGACGGCCGACUGUCCCGAGCACCCGACGCCGGACUUCCCACCCAGGGUCAUGCCCGACCAGCCGCCGAGACCUUACGGAGGCCCCGAUUUUGGCCCCUACCCCGGCCCCGACUUCUACCCCCCUCCCCACAACGGGUUCUUCCCCGGGCCUCAGCCGUUCCCCCCCCGACCUUUCGGGGGACCGCCGGUCCGUGGACCUGACGGCUUUUUCUGCGAUGGCCCGGUGAACCCCGCUUGGCGGCCACCCAUUCACGGCAGGGGGAUCCCUCCAUACGGAGGACCUGAGCCGUUUUACCCUCCUGGACCUGGCAUUGACGCGUUCCCUCGACCCGGGAUGCCCAUUCUCAGCAGGGAGGACUUUGAGCGAAAGCGGGAGGAGGCGGCUCGGCUAAUGCGGGAGUCAAAGAAGCGCGUUGAGAGGGAGGACGAUUCAGACUCCAGUGAGAAGUCGCACAAACAUAAGAAGCGGGACAAAGACGAGAAGAAGCAUAAGAAGAGUCGCCGCGAUGAGCGGCACAAGUCGCGAGAGCGCACCAGAGAAGCGGAAGAUGUCGAAGACGGGGCGGAGGAAAAGUCUUCGCGACGCCGGGACAAGUAUCGGGAACCAGAGCCGUCCAGUCGGUAUGACGGAGGCGUUGCAAAAGAGCGGCCGAAGUCGAGUAAAGAGGAGCGGAGGAGAGAGAAGAGCUCUGUGCCCGAAGACAAAGGACGAACAGCAAAGUAUAGACCUGACCCGACCAGACGUUACCCAGAAGAUGAUCAUUGGACACCCGAUGACGAACAUGCGCAUAGGUCGUCGAGAUCCCGUCAAAAUGAGUCGAAGCAUAUGGACGGUGCGCAGCUUCAGGAUUCAACGAAGCAUGGCGUGUUUUCGAGGCUGCGGUAUGCGGAUCCAGAUGAAACGGAAAGGUCAACUCGCUCCAGAAAGACGCACAGGUCUAGGUCGCCUGGUGCGCACGACGAGAAUAGUAGGCAAAGGAGAACUGACGGCCGCCAUGUGUAUGAGAGGGAAUAUUCUGCUAAGAGGAGGAAGGAUGAGCCGGCCGCUGUAGAGGACGACGACAGAUGGAUUGCCUAACUCGAAGCUUGGUUCCACCGGCACCGCGGCUCCGGCCAGAUGUUUCAUUACAUCUACUUGAAGAAUUGUACGUUGCAUGAUCGUUCAUCGGGUCGCGGUUCAUAGUAGGGGCCCGAAGGUUGCGCACGGUGUCAUGGUAGGGUUUGACUUUGAAUCAGAUACUGCGAUAAUCUUGUGAGGUCUUUAUCAGACGUAAGCUCUAGACCCACAGCUCAGCAUAGCUCGCUUUAAUCAACCAGGCCUACGAUUCAGUGUCAUCACUGCUCAUGAGUCUGCAUCAUGGGUGACCAUGACAUUUACCCCUCAGGGUGCUUUCUUCGAAGGCACCAGCACUCUUGGAAGAACUUGUAGCUCUCGUAGUUGGCUACCAGACCGCAUGUCUGACAAAUUGCAGGAUAGUGGGGUUUUUUGGAGUUGUGUGUAGAAUAGUAACUAGACGAUAUCAAUGUGGAUUAGAACGUUCAAUACUGAUAUUUGAGCAACUCGAAUGACCGGAU
This is a messenger RNA of Klebsormidium nitens, 3443 nucleotides long. NCBI's taxonomy places the organism in Eukaryota, Viridiplantae, Streptophyta, Klebsormidiophyceae, Klebsormidiales, Klebsormidiaceae. The record is from the annotation of a GenBank genome assembly.